AUGCUUCCAUCUCCCCUGUGCGUGAGGUUGCUGGUCCUGGUGAUCCUGUGCGGGUGCAGGCUCAUGGGCGAGGUGCGCUCAGCCACUAUGGAAGAGAUUGGAAACCUAGUCAAGGGCCCACUUUGGAACCAGAGCAAAAUAGACCUUGGGUAUAAAGGCCUCAACGGCACCAUCCCCCCCGAGCUUGGCAGGUUGACCAACCUCACCUACCUUAAGCUCGGCAGUCUGACCUACCUCACCAAACUUUACCUCUUCGAAAACAAUCUCUCCGGCCCCAUCCCUGUGAAGCUUGGCAGCCUGGCCUACCUCACCAGACUUUCCCUCAGCAAUAACCGCCUUUCUGGCCCCAUCCCGCCUGAACUCGGCAGCCUGACCAGCCUUUCUAACCUUGCCCUUUCCAACAAUAACCUCUCCGGCCCAAUCCCGCCUGAGCUUAGCCAACUCACGUUGCUCAAAGAGCUGAAGCUCUUCAAAAACAGCCUUUCUGGCCCCAUCCCUUCGCAGCUUAGCUACCUGACCAGGCUCAUCACGCUUGCUCUUGGGAGCAACACUCUCUCAGGCCCCAUCCCCCCGCAGCUCGGCGGCCUCACUAGCCUCCAAACAUUACUACUCAAUGGCAACAUACUCUGGGGCCCUAUCCCCCCGCAGCUCGGCAAUCUCACCAGCCUCCAAGUCCUCUACCUCGACAGUAACAAAUUCAGCCUUAUUCCCCCGCAGCUCAGCACCCUUUCCGAGCUUCAAAUCCUCUCCCUUCGCAACAACUACCUCUCAGGCCUCAUCCCCGGCCAACUCGGGAAUCUUACUAGUCUCCAAUUUCUCGACCUCAGUAACAACCGCCUCCUUGGCCCCAUUCCCUUGGAGCUUAGCAAACUCGCGAAACUGGAAGGCCUCUACCUCUCCAGCAAUAAGCUCUCUGGCCCAAUCCCCCCACAGCUCGGCAACCUCACCAAGCUUGCAUAUCUCCAGCUUAACAAUAACGACCUCUCGGGCUCCAUACCCUUAGAGCUUGGCAACCUUGCUGAUCUUAGCGACCUCGACCUCUCUUUCAACGACCUCUUGCACUUAAUCCCCCCACAGCUUGGCAGCCUCACCAAGCUUGCAUAUCUCUCUCUCAAUCAUAAUGACCUUCGUGGGGCCAUCCCCCUGCAACUCGGCCAGCUCAGCCUGCUUAGCAGCCUCGAUCUCUCUUCCACUUACCUCUCGGGCCCCAUUCCCCCGCAGCUCGGCAGCCUUGUGGGUCUUGGUACCCUUAACCUCAGUUUUACCGACACAACUUGCGAAAGGCUUGACUUGUCCCACUUUCGAUUCUUGACAACCCUAGGGCUCACAUGCCCUCUACCCUCUUCAUUCAAAAACACCAAUGUCACAUAUGUGGCGCUGUCCAUUGGUAACUCGUUCACGAAAGACCUGGAUCUUUCGUCUGUGCCAAACUCCUGCAAGAUUGUCAACCUGACGGGCUCGCACCCCCAUCUCGAUAGCAUCCAAUUCUGGGGAGGCUGCGAUGAAGGGUGCAUUGUCAACUUAGCGGGCACUGGGGCGACAUUACCGCGUAGCACGCGGAGAAGGGUGUGCUUGGGUAGAAUAUCGAUCUUCCUCAACGGUGACAUUCCUUACCCAGUCUAUGACUUAAGCAACGCUACCAACCCGUUUACCAAUACUCUUAAAAAUGCACGAGGCACAGUCUACGACUUGAUGGACCCCAAUUUCGUGGACAACAUCGAUCUUGGGCCCGAAGGGAGGGCGUACACGGGAGUCGGUUUCUCGAGAGUCCAGGCGGGCAACCUGUGUGGCAACCCUGAAGCGAAGAAGGUCACCGCGCUCGUUUUCGGGGUGUUCGCUUCCGCGGUGCUGUUGGCAACCAUUCCCAUCGUCGUGGUAGCCCGCUGGCGACGUCGAACCCGAGGAAGCGGUCUCAAAGAAGUAGAUGCGGGCCAGAUCCAUGGCUGGAGGCGUGGUGGCCUCUUCUUGUGGGGAGCUGCGCUGGGCGUCCUACCUGUGGUGGACAUCGUCACUGACUUCCUAGUGCUGAGCGAAGUUUAUGGGGCGUGGCCUAUGUGGGUCAUCCUGGCGUCCGUCUGCGCACCGUUCGUCGUGGGGGCGUACAUGGUAGCCAAGUCUUGGGUCUCGACCAGGAGCCCGGUGCGUGGGUGGAAAGGGGUGCGUGUGAGGUGGUUGUGGCCGCUGCCAGAGCUGGGCAUAAGUGGAGCGGUUGAGGGGAAUCAGGAUUCCGUGUUUUCUGGGUUGGUUACAAUACUCCUGUUGCCCGUGGGGCUGCUGGGGGUGCUCGUACAAGAUCUCCUGUCAGUGGCGGAGAGGUUUGGGCUUCAUCUGGCAUGGGGGGGACGAGAUCAUCGUCUUCGAGCGUUACCACGAGGCUCGGGGACUGACUGA
Messenger RNA from Klebsormidium nitens, 2391 nucleotides. The record is from the annotation of a GenBank genome assembly. Lineage: Eukaryota; Viridiplantae; Streptophyta; Klebsormidiophyceae; Klebsormidiales; Klebsormidiaceae.